This is a messenger RNA of Camelina sativa (false flax), 885 nucleotides long. NCBI's taxonomy places the organism in Eukaryota, Viridiplantae, Streptophyta, Magnoliopsida, Brassicales, Brassicaceae. The record is from RefSeq and is a predicted model, not a curated record.
AUGGCUUUAUCGGAAGAAACGAUGUUGAAAUGCUCAGUACACUUGAGUGCGUACAAAUCCGCUUGUGAAGACCACCCAGACCUCAAAUCCUUUGAUGCUUCGCUUCAGCAGAAAACCGUCAAAGCGAUAGACUCGCUUACCGAUGGACACGAAGCACACAAGAAUGUCUCCCAGCGCCUGCUUCAAGUUAGCCAAGAUGUAUUAAACUUCAUUCUUGAAAGCAAAGACGAUGUAUGGGAGAGCAAAGCUCUAAGAUCUUUGGUCCAAGCCUAUUUUGACAAUACCAUGAAGACUUUAAAGAUUUUCGAUAAUGUAAUGGAGUGCGUGGACAAAGCAGAACUGGGCCAACUCUACAUUCGAGAGGCCAUGGCAGAGUUUGAGAAAGAGUCAGAAGUAAAGGAUGUAGGUGGAAAGAAGUAUGAAGAAACCGUGAAGGAGCUGAUGAAGUUUAAGGCCAUGAAAGAUCCCUUUGAUGGCCAAUUGCUCACAACUCAGUUCGAGCUGAUCAAAAACCAGCAGGAAUCCCUUCUGUCGGAACUGUGUGUUGCUAAAACAAAGAUAGCCGAGGAACAUAGUGCUGCACAUAAAGCGAGUAUACUUUCGAAUGCGUUAUUCGGCGCUGCGUUUGCUCUUGCUGCCGUCGCAUCAAUAUCUGUCAUGGCUGUAGCAGUGGGUGUGGCUGCGCCCUUUGCGGUUCUACUAGUACCAGUGCUUGCGUUGGGAUGGGUAGGCGUCAGCGUUUUCUUGGAGAGAAAGAUGAAGGGUCUGAAGAAACAGGAGGAAGAUGGGAACAAAGAGGGAGGUGUAGCAGAGUCGGUGGAGAAGGGUACGGAAAUCAACGAAGAGUCGUUGAAGACCGUAUCUGAGCUAGUCGACGAGCUUUAA